AUGUCUCCGGUGGUUGCCACAUCCGUCCCACACCAGGAUCCUCCUUCUUACAGCAUGCUCUUUUCUCCAGCUGCUUCUUCGUUAGCAUCCGCUGACAGAAGUGUCAUUGAAAUGGAAGUCCACUGGGAUCCAAGUUUGAUUCGAGCCGAACUCUUGCAGGCAACUUCCAUCCUUUCGCAUCGAGGACUCAAACUGGCAGCCAAAUGGGCGGCCGAACAAAUGGUGGGGAUUCCUAUGGGCAACCCAGGGCGAUUGGAAUUGUUGUUUCAACAGCAACAGCCACAAAAUUUGGUGGCACAAGAAUGGUCCCAAUUGACCGAACAAGAUUGGUAUGCCAAGUCGCUCAUGGAUAUGGGAGAAUACUUGCACGCGUCUGCGGCAUUGAGUGAACCCACCACGGAAGCGUCUCAGAUGAUGCCUCCAUUGGAGUCAAUAUCGUCUUUUGGAAUCUAUUUGCGAUCCUAUUGUUUAUAUUUGGCGGGAGAACGACGAAAGGAAGAAGAAUUUUUGCAACUCAAGAGCGAGGCACAAAAUGUCAAACCAGGCCGAAAUCCAUAUCUGCCACAACUCUUGGAAGAACUAUCCGCAUUCUAUAGGGACGAAAAGCUUGAUAUCUUUGGCUUGUAUGUUUACGGUUUGGUCUUGAAGGAGGCACAAAAGUCGACACUUCCUUGCCCGCAUCCACCACAUGUUAUUUUACUGGAAUCCAUUUUGCAAUUUCCACAGAAUUGGAGUGCUUGGUUGGACCUGUGCGAAGUCGUAGUGGCUCAAGAUGGCAACAUUGAACAAGAAGUCGAACAAACCCUACAGCCUACCUUGGCGACUCAUUACAUGUAUCAUUUCUUUUGUGCCCAUCUCAUGGCGCAUCAUCAUCAAGCUCAUGAAGAUGCCUUGGUCUUGUACGAACGACUGGCGGAACCCUUGCCGGAUCAACCGCUCUUUCAGAGUUCUCACCUCAAGGCACAAUUGGGAGUGGUACACUACCACAUGCGGGAAUUUGAACAAGCACUGGCAUGGUUUGAACAAAUAAAGGAUCCAUUUUCACUGGAACAAAAGGACGUCUACUCGAAUAUUUUGUAUGUGAAGGAAGACCGUGUUCGGCUCUCACAGUUGGCCCAUCAAGCCACUGUCAUUGACAAGUAUCGGCCCGAGACUUGCUGUAUCAUUGGAAACUACUAUUCGCUUCGACAGCAACGGCAAAAGGCAGUCCUUUACUUUCAACGAGCACUAAAAUUGGAUCGAUCGUAUACGAGUGCUUGGACUUUGAUGGGACACGAAUAUGUGGAAUUGAAACAAACUGAGUCCGCCAUGGAAGCCUAUCGACGAGCGGUCACUGUCAGCCCAAAGGAUUACCGAGCUUGGUAUGGAUUGGGUCAAACCUAUGAAUUCCUCAAUAUGCAUCUGUACGCCUUGUUCUAUUACCGCAAGGCAGCCAUGCUCCGCCCGUAUGAUGCUCGCAUGUGGUGUGCAGUAGGCCUUUGCUUUGUGGCACUGUACAAGAUUCCCGAUGCCAUUCGGGCAUAUGAACGAGCGGUGGCACAAGAAGAUACGGAAGGAAUUGCCACACAGAAAUUGGCGACCUUGUACCGACAAGAAGGAAGAGAAGAAGAAGCGGCCCAAUGCUAUGUCCGACAUUUGGAGUUGCGUUAUAUGGUCACCAAUCCAAAUCCAGCAGAACAGCCAACCUUGGACGACAUUGUACAUGGUGUCGUGGUGGAAGCUCCCGAAGCAGAAGCCUUGGUGUUUUUGGCGCAGUACCACAAGAUGCACGAAGAAUAUGAUUCCGCAGCCUUGUUUUGCAGCCGACUGGUGGAAUAUCCUGGUCCGGAGAAAGAGCAAGCUAAGGGAUUGCUGCGAGAUCUGCGUGCCCAGGGGCGGCGGUACGACUCGCGGCCACCCACUACCACAUCCACCAACAAGAAUGCGUUUGAAUUUUCUCCAUAA
Cylindrotheca closterium is the source of this 1944-nucleotide messenger RNA. The record is from the annotation of a GenBank genome assembly. Lineage: Eukaryota; Bacillariophyta; Bacillariophyceae; Bacillariales; Bacillariaceae.